Penicillium crustosum is the source of this 345-nucleotide messenger RNA. RefSeq lists its product as uncharacterized. NCBI's taxonomy places the organism in Eukaryota, Fungi, Ascomycota, Eurotiomycetes, Eurotiales, Aspergillaceae. The transcript has 2 exons. The record is from RefSeq and is a predicted model, not a curated record. Bases 1 to 345 code for a protein of 114 amino acids.
AUGAACGCCAUGCAUCCUUCGCUUGGGUGGGAACACGUGGUGAAGAAUAAUCUUCGUCCGCUUUUCAACGUUUGUAAGGCUGUUGCCCAAACCUUUGUUCGAGCCGACGUGGAAGUCGUACUUAGUCGCCCGCGAAUCUUGUUCGACUCAUACCUCAUGGAAACGGUGAUUGGCCUCCUUCUCAACGACAAAGAAACAUGUCUUCUUACCAAGAGCCUUAGCGGUGAGGAUCUACCUGAACCCACCAAGUUUCUCUAUGAGGCCUUGCAUGAUGCUGUGCAUCUUGUUGCACUAGACUCGAGGAAUAUCAAUACGCGACGAUGGGCGACUUGUCCAGUGGAUUAG